Molecule: messenger RNA, 321 nt
Organism: Penicillium cosmopolitanum
Lineage: Eukaryota; Fungi; Ascomycota; Eurotiomycetes; Eurotiales; Aspergillaceae
Product: putative NADH-ubiquinone oxidoreductase 12 kda subunit
Exons: 2
Coding region: 1-321 (106 amino acids)
Source: RefSeq, a predicted model, not a curated record
AUGCCCACCCCCGAGUCCGCCGCCUUCCUGGCCAAAAAGCCCACCGUCGCCCCGACCUACGACGGCGUCGACUUCGAGGACAACGUCGCAGUCCACAAUGCUCGCGAUGCGAUCAUUCGUGAGCAGUGGGUACGCAGUAUGAUGUCUCGUCUUGUUGGCGAGGAAUUGGGCAAGUGCUAUGCGCGCGAGGGCGUGAAUCACUUUGAGAAGUGUGGUGUCUUGAGAGAAAAGUACUUCGAGCUCCUGAACGAGCGCAAGAUUAAGGGUUAUCUCUUCCAGGAGAAGAACUCCUACCCCGGCAACACUGCCAAGUCCUCUUAG